Molecule: messenger RNA, 910 nt
Organism: Micropterus salmoides (largemouth bass)
Lineage: Eukaryota; Metazoa; Chordata; Actinopteri; Centrarchiformes; Centrarchidae
Product: cytochrome b5 domain-containing protein 1
Exons: 4
Coding region: 154-801 (215 amino acids)
Source: RefSeq, a predicted model, not a curated record
GCUUGUUGCCACAGUAACGCAUCAGCAACAGGACUGAACUGAAGGGUCGUCUGUCUGUUUCACAGCGGAUUAAACUGCAGUUUUUAUUGUGUGUACUGAAGGUAUUUCUGUCCGCUUCAGCGUCUUUUAACAUGAACUAGGUGUCCGCGUGUGAUGGACAGACCGAAAUACUUCACUCCCGCCGAGGUGGCCGCUCACAACACCGCCGCCGACCUGUGGGUGUCGUUUCUGGGCAAAGUGUGUGACCUGACCCCGCUGAUGGAGCAGCACAAAGGGGACGCCCUCCUGCUGCCCAUCAUGGAGUCUGCAGGAAAGGACAUCAGCAGCUGGUUCGACCCUGAAACCAAAGACGUCCAGAAAUACGUAGACCCCCUGACCAACUGCGUGAGGUACUACACGCCCAGGGGCCGCUUCGUGCACGUGCCCCCCGCUGGCCCUCGCUCCGACUGGGCCUGUGACGUCAGCCAGCCCUGGUGGGCGGACAAACGCUACGAGGUGGGGCUGCUGUCCGCCAAAACCAGGUGGAUCCGGGUCAUCAACACGCUGACGUCGCAGGAGCAGCGACUGCAGGUGUGUUCGGAGGAGACUCUGGACGAGAUCCUACAGCGCUACCUGCGCUACAACUCCCACGCCCGCAGCUACACCUGGAAACAUGACGGAGCGAGCCUGGACAUGAGCAAGACGCUCAGCGAGAACAACGUCCUCGACGACGACCACGAGCUCACACAGGUGCGGCUAGACCGCGACCUCUUCACCCCCGCCAUCCUCCUCCACUUCAACGAUGACCUCACUGAGAGCUGACCUCUGACCUCGUCACGCAGAUCCAUUUAAAGGAGGGCAGAGCGUCACCUGCUGCUCACCGUCCUCACGACACAUGUUGUAACCAGAAUAUUAAAUGAUGAGAAACGAA